This is a messenger RNA of Xylona heveae TC161, 3984 nucleotides long. RefSeq names its product Phosphatidylinositolglycan class N family protein. Gene Ontology annotation, biological process: GPI anchor biosynthetic process. The coding region runs from base 358 to 3846 and encodes 1162 amino acids. Gene Ontology annotation, molecular function: mannose-ethanolamine phosphotransferase activity. The transcript has 7 exons. The record is from RefSeq and is a predicted model, not a curated record. Gene Ontology annotation, cellular component: endoplasmic reticulum membrane. Lineage: Eukaryota; Fungi; Ascomycota; Xylonomycetes; Xylonales; Xylonaceae.
GGAUCAAUAAUAACUUCCUAAGCUCCGAGUCUCCACCGUCACCACCAGGGUUCCGAAAGCAUACCAGUUAGAAGUAUUGACUUCCUUCUCUAAUAGACGAAACAUUAUCAGCAGAGAUGAUCUUAUUAAAGCUUCUCAACAACUUCAAUUAGCACAAGUCAUUCGACUCAAUUUCCUUUCUCUUCUUGACCGACGGAGCUGUGGUGGGUGAUGUGUAAGGGGACCGUUGGGGACGACGUUUACAGCGGAUUUUUAUUUCCUCUAAUUUUUGGACUCUCCAGCUUGCUUUGAUCAGGGCAUCCAAUUAUUUCUCACAUUAGAAUCGGUCACGGAGAAUUUUACGCAGCAACUGCGACCAUGGCCACAUCAAUAUCAUCACCGACGAAGGCUCGGCGCCAGCCACGGCCGCAGCGCCGACUCAAUCGCUUCGGUUUUAUGCUCAUUGCAGUCAUCUUCCACCUAAUAUAUCUUUACUCGAUAUUUGAUAUUUAUUUCGUCAGUCCAAUCGUGAGCGGGAUGAAAGAAUUCGGUGUAGAGCGGCCAGAGGGGCGGGAAGCACCGGCGAGGAGAUUAGUGCUGGUUGUUGGUGACGGUCUCCGCGCGGACAAAGCUUUCCAAUCGUUUCCUGACCCCUCAGCCCUUGAAGAUGCCGACCCUUCAGCCCUCGAACCUCGACCGCUUGCUCCCUUUCUUCGCUCCAGAGUCCUUGGACACGGAACAUUUGGCGUUUCCCAUACGCGUGUGCCGACAGAAUCGAGACCUGGACAUGUGGCCCUUAUAGCAGGACUAUACGAGGAUGUAUCGGCAGUCACCACCGGAUGGAAACUCAAUCCUGUCAACUUUGACAGCGUAUUCAACCGGAGCAGACAUACGUGGAGCUGGGGAAGCCCGGACAUUCUGCCCAUGUUCAAAGAAGGAGCAGUGGAAGGACGGGUUGACGCAGACACGUAUAGCGAAGAAGCAGAAGACUUUACUCAGGAUGCCACAGCACUCGACACAUGGGUCUUUGAUAGGGUCAAAGAAUUGUUCGCUUCUGCGGCAACGAAUGCGACUCUAGACGCCGCGCUGCGCGAGGAUAAGUUGGUCUUCUUCCUCCAUCUUCUUGGGUUAGAUACGACCGGACAUGGCUACCGACCGUACUCUCGAGAAUAUCUGCGCAACAUUCAGAUUGUGGACCAAGGCGUCGAAGAAGUUACCAAUUUGAUUCAAGAAUUCUACAAGGACGACAAAACUGCAUUCGUCUUUACCGCAGACCAUGGGAUGAGUGAUCUGGGUAGUCACGGCGACGGCCAUCCAGACAAUACUCGGACACCGUUGAUUGCGUGGGGUUCUGGAGUUGCACCGCCAGUUGUCACGCCGGGUAUGCUUGCUUCCGGUCAUGAGGAUGGAUUCUCCUCCGACUGGGGUUUCGACCAGGUUCAGCGAAACGAUGUGGCUCAGGCAGAUGUGGCUGCGCUUAUGGCCUACCUCGCUGGCCUGGAAUUUCCGGUCAAUUCGGUUGGAGAAUUGCCUCUUCAGUAUCUGGAUGCUGGUCCAGAAGAAAAGGCAGAAGCCGCCUUGGUCAACGCGCGGGGUAUCCUCGAAAUGUACAGAGUCAAAGAAGAGCAUAAGCGUACAGUAGCGCUUCAAUUCCGCCCUUUUGCUCCUUUGGGAGAUGAGGAACAUUCGGUCGAGCAUCGGGUCGCCGACAUCAGAGGCCUGAUUGACAACCAGCAAUACAAUGUUGCCAUUGCCAAAAGCUCCGAGCUGAUGAAACUUGGUUUGGAAGGGCUUCGGUAUCUGCAAACAUACGACUGGCUGUUCCUCAGGGCUCUCGUCACGAUGGGAUACCUUGGUUGGAUGUCCUUUGCCAUUGUCACACUUAUCGAUUGGCAUGUUCUUCAAGGCGGAGCAGAAACUUGCCGAACAGCCGUGAGCGUUGCCUUUUUUGUUUCGAUACUCGUAGCGUUGUACUCGUCAAUGUACAUUCAGCGCUCUCCGUGGACAUAUUAUGCCUAUGCUAUUUUCCCGGUGUUCUUCUGGGAAGAGGUAGUGGCGAGAAGAAGCGCUAUAAAAGCCGGCAAGGACGCACUUUUACGCAAUAUCCACGGAGCUGGGGCGUAUAUCAAACUAUGUUUUAACACGUUGGCAUUUCUUGGAUUAUUGGAAGGACUGGUCCAGAGUUAUUUCUAUCGUGAAGUGUACACGGUUUGCUUUCUUCUUGCCGCAUUUUGGCCGGCCUUUUACGGUUGGGAGUUUGUUCGCAAAGAGAAGCUUACCGUGGCAACUUGGGCUGUGGCGUGUAUACUCAUGAGCACAUUUACUCUGCUGCCAGUCGUAAAAAUUGAGGAUAUCAACUUGAUUUUAUUUGGUGGCUUCCUCAUGGUUGCUGUUGGAGUGCUAUACCUCUUGUUCGAGAAGACCAUCCUUGCUCAAUCACAUCCAGCAAAGACUGCGCAUGGCAAGCCGUCUGCCGAUGUCAUGUCUCGAUCCAUUGUCGGCGUUCAGAUCGGUCUUGUCGCGUUAGCAAUGAUUGUAACAAAAUCCAGCGUGACUUCACUUCAGGCCAAGCAAGGUCUGCCCGUGGGCACGCAGAUAGUUGGCUGGGUCGUUUUAGUCGCAUCGUUCAUCGUUCCGUUCCUCCACGGUCUGCGACCAAACAGCCACUAUCUCCACCGCAUGGUCAUCAUAUUCCUCGCCUUUUCACCCGUGUUUAUCAUCUUGACCAUUUCCUAUGAGGGACUGUUUUAUUUUGCAUUUUGCACCAUUCUUCUCACCUGGGUCCGAUUAGAACAUCACAUUUAUGUGUUUACUACACGCGCCCACUCUCACUCCCACUCUCACUCCCAUUCUCAUUCCCACCACUCCCACUCGCAUUCUCAUAAAUCUCACCCUGUAUCCUCCUCUUUGUCUCCAACCUCGAAAUCUCCAUCCACCUCUACCACCACCCCCACCCCCCCUACUUCUUCGUCUUCCUCAUCAUCACCCUCCUCCUCCUCCUCCUCCUCCUCCUCCUCCUCCUCCUCACCCUACCGACCUCUCGUCCUGUCCGACGCUCGCAUCUCCCUCUUCUUCUUCUUCCUCUUACAAUCCGCCUUCUUCUCUACCGGCAACAUUGCAAGCAUCUCCUCCUUUUCGCUCGACAGCGUCUACCGCCUGAUCCCCGUCUUCAACCCCUUCUCACAGGGCGCCCUCCUCCUUCUCAAAAUCAUGAUCCCCUUCGCUCUCAUCUCCGCCAACCUCGGCAUCCUCAAUCGCCGCAUCCACGUCGCCCCGUCCGCCCUCUUCAUGAUCGUCAUUGCCCUGUCUGACGUCCUAACGCUCAACUUCUUCUUCCUCGUCCGUGACGAGGGCUCCUGGCUCGAUAUCGGCACGUCGAUUUCCCACUUUUGCAUCGCCAGCCUCUUCUGCGUCUUUGUCGCCGGCCUGGAGCUCGUCUCGGAAGUUUUUGUCGCGGGCGUCGAGGUUGUCGAUGUCGGCGUUGAAGCUCUUGAGGCUGCCGGAGCCGGUGUCCGUGUCGGUGUCGCGGCAGAGGAGGAGGAGAAGAAGAUAAGGAAAGAGGGGAGGAAAGAAGAGCAAAAGGAAUUGGCAGUGGAUAGAAUCAUGGACGAACUCGUCGAUGAAGUCGCUGGCGUCAUUGCCCCGUCGCCUGCGCCCUCGUUGUCGUCGGAGGAGGAGAGUUCGUCGUCCUCGGCAGAGGCGGAGGCGUCAGCUUCAGCUUCGGACCCGUCCUCUGAGUCUGCAUCGCCGCGUAAUCCCUCGUCAGGAUCAGUCUCGCCGGCCAACCCGGCCCCGGCCGUGACACUGACGGGUUCAGGUCGUGGAGCGUCUACAAUGGCGAAUACGAAUGGCCAUGCGACGUCGUAGUAGAUGUAGUGUCACUUUGAUAUUCCGGUGUUUGAUUUUUUUUUUUUAUUUUAGUUAUAUUUAUUGUAUUGUAUUGUACUGUAUCGUCACUGCAUCUCUGUAUCUUUUACUGCUAGUAUAUCCCACCCCAAAAAAAAA